Molecule: messenger RNA, 3086 nt
Organism: Hyalella azteca
Lineage: Eukaryota; Metazoa; Arthropoda; Malacostraca; Amphipoda; Hyalellidae
Product: alpha-(1,3)-fucosyltransferase C
Exons: 9
Coding region: 559-2217 (552 amino acids)
Cellular component (GO): membrane
Molecular function (GO): alpha-(1->3)-fucosyltransferase activity
Source: RefSeq, a predicted model, not a curated record
GCAGACAAACGAGUGUGCUUCUUUUGAACGUAGCGUUACCUGCCGCACUGCAUGCAGUGCUGUGACCAGCGCUGUUGCUCCAAUCAAACAAAAAAUACCGGCAGUGGUUUAAUUGAAUCUAAGUUUACCCGAAAUAAAUGUUCUCUAAGUGAUUCAGUUACUGAAAAGUGCUUCUCAUACAAUGCAGGUGUUUUUAUGACGAAGUGACCGCUCGAGUAUGCCACUAACUAACGGCCAGUGAAGGAAAGUUGAGAUCACCGUAUGUGCACCACGGUCAGAUGAAUAAUGAAUUUAUUCACGAUGCAUACAUCUUGAACUGAUAUGCAUACAUACGGAGGAUCAGGCAAUGAAUACAAAUAAGAUCUAGAAAAGUUGCUAGCAUUUUCACCGGUGAGUCAGUGACAAAAUCAAUGCAGUAAUUAACCCGUACAAAUCCUCAGCACGACUCGUAUAUAAGUGCAGAAAUGAAUUUGAUUACUAAUAAAACGACUAUAACAACCAAAUUCCCUAUUUUAGUUUGGGCCAUUUGUUAUUAUUUACUAUGACAUUAGUUGAUCAAUGACCUUACAGUUGGAAUUAUUGUUCAGCGAAAUGAGCUUCAGGAGGAAGUUACUGACGGCGCUUGGCGUGUCUUGCUUGUGCCUCGUGCUGGCUGUUGUAUACAUGGAGUCGAGAGGGCUACCCACCACUAGGUUCCGUUCCCCGGUCCCUGUGAUGAACUCUUCUGCGACAAUUAUCCUUGCAACAGUUGACAGCACAGCAGUUGACAACGCAGCAGUUGACAACGCAGCAGUUGACAACGCAGCAGUUGACAACGCAGCAGUUGACAACGCAGCUGCUGACAACGCAGCUGUUGACAACGCAGCAGUUGACAACGCAGCAGUUGACAACGCAGCAGUUGACAACGCAGCAGUUGACAACGCAGCAGUUGACAACGCAGCUGCUGACAACGCAGCAGUUGACAACGCAGCAGUUGACAACGCAGCAGUUGACAACGCAACAGUUGACAACGCAGCAGUUGACAACGCAGCAGUUGACAACGCAGCAGCUGACAACGCAGCAGUUUACAACGCAGCAGUUGGGAACGCAACUGCCAAUGGUGCAGUAACGUCUCUCUACACCUUGCUGCCCAAGAAGAUCUUGCUCUGGACCAAGUACUGGAAGAAAUACAAGUACUACGAAACCAUCUUCGCCAGGCUGCACGAGCGACAGUGUGAGGUGAACGCGUGUGUGGUUACACAUGACCGCUCACAGCUCAGCAGCGCUGAUGUUGUGGUCUUCCACACCGUAGACUUUCUGCAGUCCACUCCGCUGCCAGACCCCCGACCUCAAGCGCAGCCCUGGCUGGUCUUUUCUUUCGAGGCUCCACCAGCGCAGGCAAAUCGUCGCAUCGACUGGGGUUGCCUCAACAAUGUCGUGAACUGGACGAUGUCGUACCGACGGGACUCCGAUGUCGUGGCUCCUUAUGGCGUUGUCGUGAAGAGAACGCUACCGGAAAUCUGGAGACGUGACCACGACUAUACAUCCGGAAAAGAAAUUGAGAAAAUGGUAGCCUGGAUGGUGAGUCACUGCCAGACGCACAGCCGCAGGGAAAGCUACGCUGCCGAACUAAGCAAGUACAUUCCAAUGGAUGUGUAUGGUUCGUGUGGUAACAAGACGUGUGGAGUAAGCCUCGCUCUCGGUAAUAAAGGGAAGUUCAACAGCAGCGACUGCGACCAGGUCAUAGGAGAGUACUACUUCUACCUCGCCUUCGAAAACGCCUUGUGUGCCGACUACGUGACAGAAAAGCUGUACGUGGCGUUGACGCGUGAUGUGGUGCCUGUUGUGUUUGGGGGUGCCGACUACCAUUUCUAUGCUCCGCCAAAUUCAGUGAUCAAUGCUCUGGACUUUGCCAGUCCUGAGCUGCUGGCGAACUUCCUGUUGGCAACCGCAAACAAUAGGACUGCUUAUAACAGUUACUUCGCGUGGAGAGAGGACUACGAAGUGGAUAUUGGGCAUCCGUUUCGUCCACACAUCUGUGAUCUGUGCGCCAAACUGCACCAGCAUCCAAUGGUGCAUCACAAUGAGAGUUCACGGCAGCGCGUGGGAACACUUGCGGUUGGCAGGCCUGAGCCCCACACAUACCCUGACCUCAGGGCCUGGUUCCUGGACCGCAACCCCUGCCAGCGCUGGUGGUUGCCCUCAGCAGCGCCAUUGCAGCGCAGUGGUUCCCAGUGAAAAUUUACAGACGCGACAGCUUCUAAUUGGAUUACCAGAAGCUGGGGCGACUCUAAAUUUUGUUAGGGUUAGCGCUACUCUUAGCGCAGUGGUAGCGGCACCGAGAUAAAAGAAGUUAGCUUUGGGUUCGAGCACAGGGAGCUCUGUUAAUUUUUCGGUGUCGCUAGUGGGCAGCGAUUGCUAGCCGUCGAAGGUGGUGCUUACAGAAUGGACUAGGGGUGGGGUACCUAAAUGAACUCUGGUACGCUUCACCUGAGAAUAUCUUAGGAAUAGCAGUCACGUGUCCACCUCACACCUGCCCCCCUCGUCAGCAUCGUCCUCACCAGCUUCCUCGUCAGUAUUGCCCUCACCAGCCCCCUCGUCAGUAUUGUCCUCACCAGCUUCCUCGUCAGUAUUGCCCUCACCAGCUUCCUCGUCAGUAUUGCCCUCACCAGCUCCCUCGUCAGUAUUGCCCUCACCAGCUCCCUCGUCAGUAUUGCCCUCACCAGCUUCCUCGUCAGAUUUUAGUUAAAAAACUAAAACCAACCGGCGAAAUAGCCUCAAAAUUACAAAAGUGAACAUAAGAAGGCAAAAGUCAUCGUAUGACGGAAAUAUCAUUCGUAGGAAACCUACAUAUCUUACUAUUUAAGUCAUAAAUUUAUAACUGUAAUCGGUAUUUCUUCUAAACGCUCCAAGUUACAUUUUUGUUCAGACCUUCAUGUGCCCGUUUUCUUUAUAAUGUAGUGAAUUCAAUUCGUAACUCGUGUUGUUAUUUCUUCUAAACGUCAUACAUAAAUCCUUUUGUUACCUCUAGAAAUUUUGCUGAGCAACAAUUUUUGUUACCGCUUCUAAGUUACUUGAAAUUUACCUAUUUACUUUUUAUCUAAAUU